Cladophialophora yegresii CBS 114405 is the source of this 6384-nucleotide messenger RNA. RefSeq lists its product as uncharacterized. Gene Ontology annotation, biological process: nuclear-transcribed mRNA catabolic process, deadenylation-dependent decay. The record is from RefSeq and is a predicted model, not a curated record. Gene Ontology annotation, molecular function: molecular adaptor activity. Gene Ontology annotation, cellular component: CCR4-NOT core complex; P-body. Lineage: Eukaryota; Fungi; Ascomycota; Eurotiomycetes; Chaetothyriales; Herpotrichiellaceae. Bases 1 to 6384 code for a protein of 2127 amino acids. The transcript has a single exon.
AUGAUCACCAGUCCUGCCGCGUCCGGCCCCUCUUCGCUCUCAAAGAUAUCUGCGACUCAGAUUCUCCUGCUUCUUGAUACCAUCAGCGAAAGAGAGGGAAAGCAGAAGUGGGAGGCCAAGAGGGAGAAGAUUCAGCGACUGCUUGACUCCAACGGCAUGGAGGUCUUUUCCCAGUUCCUCCGGCGCGCUAUCUCCCUCAACAAUGCCGCCAUUUUCCAGGGAGCCAAAGAUCAUGACCAAGGAAGCUACAGACUGCUACACGAACAGUUGGACCAAGUCGCCUCAGAUCCAGAACAACCUGCGAAGAUUGCUGAGGCCAUUGACACGUCCAAAGAGGACUCCUUCCGCGAUUUUGAUCUAGUGGGCUUCAUCCAACACUUCUUCCCUUCUGACACCCUAUCUCAAGUCAUCCUCGCCGUCGCCUUCACAAAAUGCGCUCGCGUCGACCUAAGAGCAAAGGCCGAGAGCUUCUUGACAAACUUCGCCCAAUCCUCCCUGCGGACUCUGUCAGAAGGCCGUGGCGCCAGUUCACCUUCCUUUGCUGCUGAAAAUAUCUGCUCGGUAGUCGAGUACUUUUCGUUGGCCGCCGCUUCAAUAACCACCCAAGAUCAAAAGGACGACCUUUGGCGAGCCAUCACACCUCGAUACACAGGGACUAAGCCCGAACUAUUAUAUGGUGCCUAUAUGGUCACGCGCCUCCCGUCCGAGAAUCGAGACAUUGCACGUGGCCUGCUACGGCAUGGCCCCAAAGCACUCGCAUCCGAACAAGCUGCUCGAGAUUUUCUGGCAUCCUUGCCUGCGUCCGCCAUCACCGAACCCCAGGCGGCCAAUGCGAUCCUAUUCCUGAUCCUUACCGUCAAUCAACAAUACGAGUUAUUGAAUCUGGUGGAUGCUUUCCGGGUGAGACAGCUGGACUGGAACCUGGUCAUCCAAGGAUUCGACAUUCCGGGUCUUCGGUUGCGGAGGACAGAGUUCCCGAGACUGUAUGGGACUCUACUGCACGUGGCGCAGGAAGAUACACACCUGGACCUCCAGAGACUCUGGGGAGGAACCUGGCAAAAUCCAGCUACACAGAUUUCACUUCUCGCUGGUUUCCUCGCUGCUCCAACAACAGUGGUGCGGGUUGCGCGAAUACCGCAUUUGCGUUCGACUCUGCCUCAAGAUGAUUUGAAGAAGCUGUCUCCCGAAGUCGUGAAUUUGAUCACCGCGGAGUUGGACACCCCGUACGCCUCGGCCGAUGCUUGUCAGGCCAUCUUUGAGGUUGUCCUCGGUCCAGCAACCGGGCCAGAUGGAGAAGAUGCAAUGGACAUAUUGCAAGACGUCUAUCAAAGUCACGCGGCCAUCUUCCUGCUGUUCCUUUCACGCACCAAUGCCAAACCGUGGGCCAGUGACCAAGAGAAAUUCAUCGCGGAAUGCUUCAGCCUUUUCCUUGAGAAACAACGCCCCGACUAUCGGCCGGUCCUCCAGGCUCUCGCGACACAGAAUCCUCAGUACCUCUUCGAACUUUGCCAUUUAGUCUUUCAGAACGAUCCUCGCCAGACAGAAGUCAUCUAUGAGCGCGCCGAGGAGUUUGGGUGGACUGAGGAAUUUCUCAAGCAUUGGACCAACCCCUUGGCACUCGAUAUCGCUUGUAUGCGCGAUAGACUGCGACAGGACUUCGACCUAGAACGAUAUCUUGCAGAAGCCGCUGAGGGGCAAACGAGCCUGGGGUUGAUCCUCGCCAAGUACCUCCGGAUCAAGGCAGACGACGAAUUCAGGGUUCAGCGUGGUGGAGCACCGCCACAAUCGAUCCCACUCACUCUCCGAAACGUACAUACUCUCCUGGAAAAGGUCGAAGACAAUCUGGAUGAUCGUGACGCCGUUGAAAGCGCUCAGACCACAUGCUUACAGACUUAUCCACGGUUAAUGAACUAUGGGGCAGGUUUUGAUGACAUAUUGGAAAGGAGCAGUGAAGAAAAGGGCAAUAAGCUUUCCGAAGUUAUCGAUAAACAGAUGUCCGAGCUGUUUGGCCGCAUGUAUCGAGGAGAGCUAUCCAUUCGCGACAUGGUCAACGAGAUGCGCAAGUUCAAAACUUCGGCUGACCCACAACAGCAGGAUCUCUUCUGCUGCAUUGUUCACGGGCUGUUUGACGAAUACGUCUGCUACAGCGAAUAUCCGGAGGAUGCUCUGGAGAAAACAGCGCUCCUCUUUGGCAACAUCAUCAAGUACAAUCUCCUCCCGUCAAUUCCCCGAGAUUUCGGACUUGCUCUUAUCCUUCGCGCUGUCCGCGACCAUGAACCGGACACACUCAUGCACCGCUUCGGCAUAGAAGCAUUACUGCAGAUUAGCGAUCAGCUUUCGGAAUGGCCUGGCCUGUGCAGUCUUCUUCUGCAAGAACCUUCACUUCAUCAACACGCGGAACUUAUGCAGCGAGCCGAGGAGGGCCUCCGUGCUCAACAGGCGGCUGGUAAUGGCAAUGGCCACGGCUUCGGCGCUAACGGCAUUGGGAGCGGCCACACAGCGAACGGAGCCGCUGAUGUUGUCACUCAAGAUACUGGUCGUGGUUUCCGAGCCUUACACGCUGACCCUCCUGAUCCUUCUGCCCAUUUUCGCGAGCCCGACCAGAAAGUCCAAGAGAAGAUUCUGUUCGUCAUCAAUAAUCUCUCCAAGGACAAUAUGGCCAGCAAAUUGGUGGACUUGAAGGAAUCUUUUGCCCCGGAGCACUAUCAAUGGUUCGCCUCAUAUCUGGUGGAACAGCGUGCAAGACUUGAGCCAAACAACCAGGAAAUGUACUUUCAGUUCGUCAGCAAAUUUGGCGACAACUUGCUUAUGUCUGAGGUGAUCCGCGAAACAUACGUCAGUAUCAACAAGAUGAUGAGCGCUGAAUCCACCAUAAAUUCUGCUACCGAAAGAAGUCACCUGAAGAACCUUGGAGGUUGGCUAGGGUCACUUACUCUGGCACAAGACAAGCCAAUCAAGCACCGCAACAUCUACUUCGUUGAUCUCCUUGUGGAAGGGUAUGACACCCAAAGACUCAUCCUGGUCAUCCCCUUUACAUGCAAAGUCCUGGCGCAGGGUGUGAACUCUCUGGUGUUUGUACCUCCCAAUCCUUGGCUCAUGGAAAUCAUUGGCGUGCUUUUGGAGCUCUAUCAUCACGCCGAACUCAAGCUGAAUCUAAAGUUUGAGAUUGAGGUUCUUUGCAAGGAAUUCAAGCUUGACUUCAAGAAGCUUGAGCCUGCUUUGGUCAUUAGAGAUCGGCCUCAGGCAGAAGACGAUGUAGCCAAUCUUUCGGGACUGCAAGAUGGCGUGGAGAAUUUUGACGAGAUUGGUCUGAACGGCGCAAUGAACAGAGCCGUCCGUGAACGCUUGUCUGCCCCAGAGAUUAUGGCAACUCUUCCAAAUCUCGAGGACGUGCUCAAGUAUCCGCCCACGUCAGGGUCGCCUCAGGAUCAGGCUCUGGUCAAGAACAUCAUUUAUCGCGCAUUCGACCAAGCUAUCCAAGAAAUCAUCGCCCCUGUCGUCGAACGGUCAAUCACAAUAGCAUCAAUUUCCACGGCUCAACUUGUUGCGAAGGACUACGCCCUUGAGCCAGAUGUGGAAAAGUACCGUCUGGCCGCUAGACAGAUGGUCAAGUCGCUCGCUGGCAGUCUUGCCCUUGUCACAUGUAAGGAGCCUCUUCGAAUGAGCAUUUCGAACUACAUUCGUCGUCCCGCUCAAGAGGAUCUGCCCGAACAUCUUCUACCUGAGGGCGCCAUUCUGAUGUGUGUGAACGACAAUCUGGACACAGCAUGUUCUCUUGUCGAGCAAGCUGCCGAACAACGCGCCAUGGCAGAAAUCGACCAAGUCAUUGAAGGUGAUAUGGAAGAACGUCGUCGCUUCCUCGCCGAGGGGGGAAACAGAGAUUUCAUGCCUGCAGGAAUCAAUCGGUGGUCAGCUUGGAUUCCGGAGCCCUAUAAGCAAACCGUCGGCGGUCUAAACGAAGCGCAACGGGCAGUUUAUGAAGAGUUUGACCGUAGAGUGCACGGGAUGAAUGCCAAUCAUCUACCAAAUGCUUCUACCGACACGACUGGCCGACAGAUUCCUGAUAUUUUGCAAGAUCCUCUUGCGAUGCCCAAUCUCUCAACCCCUGCCGACCAGCCUGCUCUUCCUCAUCAAAGCCCAUUAGUGCAACAAGAGAAUCGAAUGCUCUCAGCUAUGCAACAGCCACGCGUCAAUGGCUUUGCUGAGACCAUCCCACCUCAUGAGCGCAUAUCCAUCCUCAUCGAAGACAUCCAGAAGGCGGCAAGAGCAUCAGGAACCACAAGAGUGAAGGAUCUAGAGAAGAACGGCUCGAUCUUCCAGGAUUUUAGGCAAAUCCUGAUCGUCCUUACAACGUCCCAACGCCCAGCAACUGACUUGCUCGCACGUCAAAUCGCGGAAAAAAUUUGCGCCACCUUUACGCAGACGCCCCCGGCAAGCCCGCUCGAGGCUGAGGUCCUAGCAUUCUUGUUAUCCAAACUAUGUCAAUUGUCAGACCUCAUAGUCAGAGAUGUGCUGAGAUGGAUGACAGCUAGUGAGGAGCUCAUUUUGGCCAGCUCGAAUGUGGUAGUGGCACUAAUCACGGUGGGCUUGCUGGAGAUCUCUCGGGUUGACGCCGCUCUCUCAUCCUCCAUCCUGAAUAAAAAUAUGCGAGGGCUCGAGAUCCUGGCAGAGAUCCUCGACCAGACGCUCUUCACUGAUGAGCCAACCGCGCUUCGAGCCGACUUCGCCAAUAGCCUCGUCGCAAUGUCUGCUUGGGUGAAGGAGCAGCCUGAUCUUCUUGUGGCGUCAGAAAUCAGCUCAAAGCUCAAGGCUCACGGCAUGCCUGAAUUCGUGAGCGUUGAAGUCACCGACAAGACCAAAGCGAGGCAAGAUCAGAUGCGCUAUGUGUUCGAUGAAUGGGUCGGAAUCUUCGAGAGCAUCGGUCAAAACGACAGCACAUGCGCUGCUUUCCUAAAGGAACUCCACAAGGAGCAGACUAUCAAUAGUACGGAAGACUUGGCCGAUUUUUUCCGAUUGUGUAUCGACUCAUGCAUUGAAUGCUACGAGCGAGAGGCCCAGAGUCCGAGAGGCAGUGUCGAGGUGGCUUUUGCUCACGUGGAUGCUCUCUCCCGCCUGGUCAUUAUGCUUGUCAAAUUCCAAGGCGAGACAAAUGGCGCGGUCCGACUCAGCAAGGCGCCAUACCUUGAGACCAUUUUGACGGUAAUUGUGCUGGUUUUGAACCACCAUCAAAACAUGCGGGGCGUGGCUUUCCCACAGCGUCUUUUCAACCGCCUGCUGGCAAACCUGCUCUACGAGUACGCUGCUGCUCGAUUGGAUACCACCAGCGACCACGUUGACAUGAUGUCCGCCUUCGCCAAAUGCUUCAAGUCUCUCCAGCCUUCGUGGUUUCCGGGAUUCACCUACGCGUGGUACGGUCUCGUCGUACACCGCGUCUUUGUAGCGGGUAUGCUGAAAUCGAACGAUCAAGCUGGCUGGGAUACGUAUCGAGAGCUCAUCGGACUGCUUCUUCACCACAUCUCCGAAUUGUCCACCACAGCUGGUUUCGAACUGUUGAAUCUCGACCUUUACAAGGGCACGCUAAGGAACAUCCUGGUCCUGCUCCAUGAUUAUCCGGAAUUCCUCUGUCAGAACCAUACCUAUUUCUGCUCACGCAUUAGCUAUGGGAUCCCGCAGCUCAGGAAUCUCAUCCUUACUGCGAAACCGUCGGCGUAUCACGAUCUGCCUGACCCUAUGACGCCUGGUCUGAAGAUCGAACGGCUCGAAGAGAUGAAGAAACAUCCGACCAUGGCGGGCGACUUUGACUUGGCGCUACGACAGGCCGACAUACGGGAUGUCAUGCUGGACGCCAUCCGCAAAUCAGGUGACUAUGAGGUUGCCUUGAAGCAGAUCAAGGCAGCCCUUCUCGAAGGCCAGGUUCGAUCGACGGCUAUGGGACCAGCGAAGAGUGUCGAGAUCAUUAACGCUCUGGUGCCAUUCAUUGGGCAGGAAGCACUGAGCAGCCCGCCCGGUAGAUUCGACGGCAAUUUGGCACCCGUCGUCUUCAUGACCAAGCUCGGGCUCAGCCUGGGCUACGAGGGUCGGUACCAAGUCCUCAAUGCCAUUGCAGACCAGAUCCGGUACCCCAGCACACAUACGGAUUUCUUCUGCAAGCUGAUGCUCCAUCUUUGGGGAUCCGGCAAUGUCGAUGAACAACAGCGCGAACUUCGGGAACAGAUAUCGCGAGUCGUCUACGAACGACUGACCGUUGCCCGUCCUCACGUCUGGGGCAUGACAAUCCUGUUCCUGGAAUUACAGCAGAAUGGCAGUUAUGGAUUCUGGGAGAACCUUGCGCCUGAAGCGAAUAUGCAACAGCGGUUGCAACAAGCGAUGCGAACAGCUCACUAG